AUGUACUGGCUGCUGCGCGCCUGGCUCGACGCCUGGCUCCGGCGGCGGCAGCUGCUGCUGCCCGGGCGGGGGCAGCCCGGCCCCUCGGCUCCGCGCUGCCGUGGCGGGGAGGAGCGGGAGGAGGAGGAGGCGGCCGCUGGAAGCUCCGCCUCGGCUCCGGCGGCCUCAGUGCUGCGGCGGCAGCGGCGAGAGGCGGCGGCGGCAGCUAGCCCGGGCGCGCCGUUGCUCCCCCGGCGGCGGCGCGCGGGCGGCAUGACGGAGCCGGAGGGCGGCGGCCCCGUGGAGAUCCGGGUGGCCGCGGUCCCGGACGACGACGACGACGAGGAGGAGGAGGAGCGGCGCCGCGGGCUCCUGCGCCUGGCCCCGUUGGGCGGCGGCAGCUGCAGCGAAGACGAUUCCGGCCGAGGCGGCGGCGGCGGCGGCUGGAAAUCCAGCGGUGGUGAGAAUGACGGGGACGAUUCUGGCCACAACUGGAAACCGCCCGAGCAUGAAUUGAUCUUGAAGUUAGUGGCUCAGAUUGAGUAUUACUUUUCGGAUGAAAACCUUGAAAAAGAUGCCUUCCUCCUGAAGCACGUCCGGAGGAACAAGAUGGGAUACGUCAGCGUUAAGCUGCUGACAUCUUUCAAAAAGGUGAAACACUUGACCCGUGACUGGAGAACCACAGCUUAUGCCCUGAAAUAUUCUGAUAUUUUGGAGCUGAACGACGACAGCCGAAAGGUUCGGCGAAACACCGUUGUCCCGGUAUUCCCUAGCGAGAAUCUCCCCAGCAAAAUGUUGCUUGUCUAUGACAUCUGCCUGACGUCAGAUCUCCACCCUCUGGCUGAAGGUCAAGAGAAUGGGUGUGUACAAGAGAAGAUGAUGGAGCAUCUUUUCAAAGCCUUUGUCCGAUAUGGUGUAAUUUCAUCCGUUCGCAUUCUCAAGCCCGGGAAGGACCUCCCGCCGGAUAUCAAGAGGUUCAGUAGCCGCUACAGCCAAGUCGGCACCAAAGAAUGCGCCAUCGUGGAGUUCGAAGAGGUCGACGCUGCUAUAAAGGCUCACGAGUCGAUGUGUAUCACGGAUCACGAAACUGCCAUGAAAGUGGUCCUCAUUGGGAUGAAGCCUCCCAAAAAGAAGGUUCUAAAAGACAAGAACCGUGAGGACGAGUCCGGCAAGGGCCUUCACAAAACGCGAUCCAUUAAUAAGAGAGUCGAAGAACUUCAGUUCGUGGGCGACGAAUCUUCAGCCAACAGCUCCUCGGAGCCUGACAGCAACCCCGCCUCUCCCAUCUCAGGACGCAGGAGCGGCACUUCCAACAAAUUGAGCCCGUCCUCUUAUCAGAACAAUCACCUAAGCCCCAACGUGUCUCCCAGAUCAAGCCCUUGGAGCAGUCCUUCCUCGCUGCGUAAAGUUUCCAGGAUGUCUCCUCUGGCCGAAGACGGCAGGCUCAGCCUGAGCACGAGUCCCGAGACAUCAAGGAGGUGUGCCGAUUAUUCGUCGGACAGUAGCAUCACCCCUUCUAGUAGCCCGUGGGUUCAGAGGCGGAGACGGCAAGCUCAGACUCUGACGCAAGAGAAAAGUCCAGUCGGUAGCCCAAUGCAAAGCCCCAAAAUACAGGGUGCAGUUGGAUUCCCCGUUGGAGUGUUGCGUUUACCCAAAGGCCCGGAUGGCACCAAAGGAUUCCAUAACAGUCACGAAAGGAGUAAGCCCACAAAGAAUGAGUGAGCGUUGCUUUUGUUCGUGCCACACAACCUCCAAUCAGUGAAUGAUUCCAGUGCUGAAUCACUUCAAGGACUUUGGUCAAGGCAGUAUUUUCAUUUUUAAAAAAGCUUUUGUAUCUGUGUAGCUUUGUAUGUUUGCACAUAAUCUACGUUGUCUUUAUAUGUAUUUUUAUUGUUUUUCAAGUCUCCUCAACAUUGAUGCAUUUUACUUUUUUUUUUUAAAUGCCAGAUAUAACUGAAUAUUUUAUGGGGAAAACUUUUUAAUUUGCAAAGCUCUGUUCAAAAAAUGGCAAAGUGCAAAUGUAUUUCGUUGAUGCGGUUGUCUGGGUUGUACCAAUUCACGACACGGUAUGUUGAAGUCUUUCUUUUUUGUAACGUUUUGAAGGAACACAAGAGUUCCUGAUAUUUUGCUAGAAUCUUGUCUAAUGUCAAAAAGACCCUUCCUAGCCUAUAAUACAACCAAAAAGUGUAUUUUUGGUAUUAUAAAUAAAUAACACAGAUCUUUAAA
Messenger RNA from Elgaria multicarinata webbii, 2205 nucleotides. It is a transcript of the gene LARP6, whose product is annotated as La ribonucleoprotein 6, translational regulator. Gene Ontology annotation, cellular component: nucleus. The coding region runs from base 1 to 1701 and encodes 566 amino acids. The record is from RefSeq and is a predicted model, not a curated record. Gene Ontology annotation, biological process: RNA processing. Gene Ontology annotation, molecular function: mRNA binding. Lineage: Eukaryota; Metazoa; Chordata; Lepidosauria; Squamata; Anguidae. The transcript is spliced from 4 exons.